UAUACUUUUAACUUUUCAAUGGAACAAAAUAUUGAACAUUUUCCUUAUUAGUCGAUUUAAUCAACUUUUGAAGCAAGUAAACCUAAAAGACCUUAUUAAAAAAUUUCUUAAGAGACUAGAUCUUAAAUUCUGCAUGCUUUGACAGUUGAGAAACUCCCUUUAUGCAAUGUAAGUUGAUUUUUACAUUUUAAAAGGUAGCUGAAAUGUUUAAAACGAAGGCCUGUACAUGUAAGGCAAUUUUACAAACAUAUGAGUUGGAGGGUAGAAGAGAGAAGAAAACAAGUAGAAGAGAACGAGUGGAAAUAGAUUCACACCUUAAAAUUAUUGUUAUAGACCCUUUGGGUCGUUCGAACUAUGAAUACAUUAAUAUUAAACAUUCUAAAGUAUAUUAUAUAAACUUAUUAAAAUAUUUUAGAUGUAUACAGAAGAAAAAGAACUGAGUCGAAAGGAACAAAAAUAACUCAGAAGAAGAUUGUAAUAAGAAAUAAUAACUUAAUUGGAGGAACUCUAAACCGGAUGUUAUAAUGUUUAAUAGACAAUCUCAUAGGAUAAUCAUACAGAUGAAAAAGCUCCAGGCAAUAUUGUUCGAGGGGUCAAUAUGAGUUUAUAAUUAAUUUAGUAAAAAUUAAAAUUGGAUGGAAUCAGUCUAGGUAAGUAGGAAAAAAAAAAGUCUAAGGAAUUAAAAAAAGUUUAGUAACAAACUACAUUAGAGGAUAUGAUAAAAGUUGAAGAAGGAAAGAGUAAUUAGAAUUCUGUUAUAUAAUAAGAAUAAAAAUUUGAAAUCACAAAACCAAAUAUGGUAUAUGAAUUAGGAUAGAAUUAUGUUAAAAUUAAACAAUUCAUAGAAAAUGUUAAUUAAAAAUCCUAACUAAAUCCAUAAAUUAUUGAUAAAUUAAACUACUUAACAAAUGAAACAAUAUUUUAAAUGAGUCUGAAUUAAAGAUUGUAAGAUAAAGAUUUUUAGGUAUCAAUUUUAAAACGUAAUGUGUCUAGAUACUUAAAAUAAUUUUUUUUAAGUAAUUGA
Molecule: messenger RNA, 1024 nt
Organism: Paramecium sonneborni
Lineage: Eukaryota; Ciliophora; Oligohymenophorea; Peniculida; Parameciidae
Source: the annotation of a GenBank genome assembly